AUGAGAGGUUGUUGUUUGAUUCUCCCCUUAGUAUGUACGCAGACCAUCAUGGCGCCAUCGAUACGGCCUCACUGUGCAACAACUGCCGCUGCAUUCUGGCCUCGGAAGUCGUGCUACGGGACGCGUUUGUUCUUCCACGGGAAGAUGCUAGUAUCACUUCUGCUCUAUCUUCACGGUCUAGGUGCGCCAGCCGCCGCAGGAACAACCGACGCACUGAGCACCGUGUUCUCCGCCGGAGAUGAGACGCACGACAGCGCCGCGCUGACGGCAGAGCUCCUGCGGGACACGGAGGUGUUACGGUAUGCCAUGCCGGACGUGAAAGUUCUGGAGAACGGGUGCUCGGUUUCGCAGUACGAGACGGUCCAGUGCGACUGCUGUUUGCGACAUUUCACGCACUACCGACAGCUGGAGACCUACGCUCAUGACGGCAGGUUGCGGUGCCGCGAGUACAUCGACGUGCGGGCGGACGUUCCGCCCGAGUGCCAAGUGGACACACCGGUGACCCCGGCGUCCCAGAAUGCCGUCCUGAAAGCCUUGCUGCAGCAGCGCGCGGCGCGGCUCAGCGACAACGCCGACGAGGGGAUGGUUCAGGAGAAGGAGCAAGCCUUCAAAGAGGCGCUGGACAAGUAUGUGGUGGACGUGCUGAGCUUCGGCCCGGAGCCCGGGAGAUCGAAGCACAUUUGGCCGCGGAUCCGGUGUGACGACGGUCGGUUAGUUUGCGAGUGUCCGGACGAGUUGGGCAGUGCGGUGGAUGACGCGCUCAAAGACGACCAGAAGCGGUGCACAGAAGAGGCGCAGCGCUGCGUGCCGUACACAGAGGACCAAAUCAAAAACCCGUUCUCGAACUUCCGCCUGCACGAACUCCCCACCUACGAAACCUUCGCCACCCGGUACCACAACGCGCGGCUGUGGACGGCGCCAGACACUGGCCUCCCGAAGGACGACUUGCUUGCGCAGCAGCAGAAAACACUGCCGCACUGCCGAGAUACAGAUACUAGCACAAGUACUGGUGCAGGGGACAAGCAAGCGGUCGUUACCUCCUCCCCGGCUUCGUCUCCAUCACUUCCACCCGGAAACGCUGCACCGCCGGUGGUAACCGCCGCGACUCUGCGGGCGCCGCGGACUUCGCUCGGGUUUUUCCGGUGCAAGUAUCUGCCACUGAAAUUCUGCGAGAGGCACUACGUGCGGUACACCAUCAAACGCAAAAGUGACGAAGAAGAGAAUGGGUUCUGGCGCUGCGUCGUGCAGGAUGACGCCCUGAGUGGAACAAGGCCAGGGGCAUGGGGGGAAAAAAACGCCGCGGCCACGCGACCAGCAGCAGUGCCAAGAACGUGUCCGGCCACGAUAUUCCUGCAACACGUGAUCAAACGACGCAACCGAGAGGCGCAAUACGCGGCUAUGCGCCGGGCUUUCAAUCCAGGCAUCGUCAUGAACCAUGGGCCCCAGAAGCCCGACGAACAGGAGCUAAAACCUGCUGAGGACCUUUCGCAUCCAGACCUUUGA
Amoebophrya sp. A120 is the source of this 1503-nucleotide messenger RNA. The record is from the annotation of a GenBank genome assembly. NCBI's taxonomy places the organism in Eukaryota, Dinophyceae, Syndiniales, Amoebophryaceae.